Solea solea (common sole) is the source of this 3193-nucleotide messenger RNA. Its product is annotated as somatostatin receptor type 2-like. Gene Ontology annotation, biological process: cellular response to estradiol stimulus; cellular response to glucocorticoid stimulus; neuropeptide signaling pathway. The transcript has 2 exons. NCBI's taxonomy places the organism in Eukaryota, Metazoa, Chordata, Actinopteri, Pleuronectiformes, Soleidae. Gene Ontology annotation, cellular component: neuron projection; membrane. The record is from RefSeq and is a predicted model, not a curated record. Gene Ontology annotation, molecular function: neuropeptide binding; somatostatin receptor activity. The coding region runs from base 347 to 1459 and encodes 370 amino acids.
CACACAGCCACAGCGCGCGCCACGCCGCCACCACAAGCGCAUCGUGGAAGCUCCGUUAGAUCAGACACACACACACACACACACACCAAGAACCGCAGACCUUAAUAUUAUAUUUCCUCUUUGUUUAUUACGUGGAAGAAUUACUUUUUGCAGAGAGCUUUUGCACUCCGAUGCCAGUAAGGGGAAAACUUGAGGAAUAUGUUUAAGAUGGAAAAGACGAAUCGGUCACGGGCACCGAAACACUUGAGUCCACGCAGAAGUGGGUUGUUUGGUGAACAGUGAUCAACAGUUAGAGGUCUUGCUUUUUGCAGGUGGAAUGCCAUAAACUGAGAGAGACCGAGGCAUCAUGGACUCCUGGAUCUUCGCGUCGUCCCCUCCGAACCUGUCGGACCAUCUCAUGUAUGACAGCUUCAUGCAGGGGAACGAGUCCGACCUCCGCGGAAACUACACCGACCACAGCUUCAACCGAAUCAGCACGGUGGUCAUCACCUGCAUGUACUUCAUGGUGUGCACCAUGGGGCUCUGUGGCAACGCGCUCGUCAUCUACGUCAUCCUGCGCUACGCCAAGAUGAAGACGGUCACCAACAUCUACAUCCUCAACCUGGCUGUGGCUGACGUGCUCUUCAUGCUGGGCCUGCCGUUCAUCGCCAUCCAGUUAGCGCUGGUGCACUGGCCUUUUGGGCCUGUGCUCUGCAGGGUGGUGAUGACCGUCGACUCUCUGAACCAGUUCACCUCCAUCUUCUGCCUGAUGGUCAUGAGCAUCGACCGCUACCUGGCCGUGGUGCAUCCAAUCAGGUCCACAAAGUGGCGCAAACCUCGCAUGGCCAAAACCAUCAACAUAGCCGUGUGGGGGGUGUCGCUGAUGGUUAACCUGCCCAUCGUUAUCUACAGUGGCGUCAUCACAAAACAUGAGAGCUGCUUCUGCACCAUCGUGUGGCCUGAGCCUCAGGAAGCGUACUACACCGCGUUCAUGUUCUACACCUUCAUCCUGGGCUUCUUCCUGCCCCUCAUGGUCAUCUGCCUUUGCUACUUGUUCAUCAUCUUUAAGGUGAAGUCCUCAGGAAUCCGCGUGGGCUCCUCCAAGAGGAAGCGCUCGGAGAGGAAGGUGACUCGGAUGGUGUCCAUCGUGGUGGCGGUGUUCGUCUUCUGCUGGCUGCCGUUCUACAUCUUCAACGUCACCUCGGUCACAGGCAGCAUCAGCACCACGCCCAUCCUGAGGAGCACUUUCGCUUUUGUGGUGGUGCUGGGAUACGCCAACAGCUGCGCGAACCCCAUCCUCUACGCUUUUCUGUCGGAGAACUUCAAGAAGAGCUUCCAGAAUGUCCUCUGCCUCAAGAAGGUGGGAGGGCUGGAUGAGGUGGAGCGCAGCGACAGCCGACAGGAUAAAUCUCGCAUGAUGAAUGACCCCACGGAGACACAAAGUACUCUGCUGAAUGGCGACCUGCAGACCAGCAUCUGAGAGGACGAUGAUGGAACCUCUGCACACAGAACCCUCUGUCUCAGACUUUAUGAAUCUCCCGAGUCAAAGUGGAACUUAUUAAAGCCGGCAAAGCACUAAGAGAAGUAUAAAAACCAAAAGCUGGUUCCACAUGACUGAUUCUCUACUUUUGGCACAUUGCUGGGUUUCCCAGACUUUACUCAAACCCUGUCAAAGAUUCACACAAAUGUUUGUGCUGUGUUGUGAAUCAAACAGUGUAUUGAUUACCUGGGGGUGAGGUAAAUGUUUAAAUGAUAUCCUGGUUGGUGAGAAUGUCCUUAAGGAGAUGUUUACAGCAGUCGGCUUGUGCCAAGAUUCCUUGUUUGUUUUGUGUAUGUUUAAAAAAAACUACUACACUUCUAAUGGAACUCUUAAAAAGGCAUCAUUUGUUUCUCUUCUACAUGUUCUUUUCUUUGGAGUGCUAUGACUGUAGAUAACCGUAAAGAAUGUGAGCUAAUCAAUUCUUUCGUGUCUUAUUUAACUUGUGUGAGCAGUUUCACUUGUUAUCACGGAACUGUAUGAAAUAUAAAUGUGGUUAUAAAUGUUCGGUCAGUUUUUCGGAUGUUCAGUGCUGUGUCAUUUUCUUAAUCCGUUUGUUUCUAUGUACAUCCUUUGGGUUAUAUUAAGUUAAACGGUAAUGCGCUCAAUAAAUCAGGCCGGCCUUUAACCAUAGUGCUGCUAAGAUAAUGUUGUAUAGUACUAUAUUAUGACAUGUUCUUUAUCAUCAUGUAAUAAUUCUUCUAUCAUUUAUUUAGUAUGUUGCAGUAAUUGCUUUUGAUCAACACUGCUUUUCCACAUUAUAUAUUCUAAAUUAUUUAGCUCACAAUGUAGGAGUAGGAGCUCAGACUUCUCUUUUCCAUGUCAUGUGAAAACAUGCAUCCUGCUCACAGGCAUUAGGAGACGAUGCUCACUGUCCCCGUGAAGCAAUGGGAGAGAUUUAAGCAUAUCUUGGAGUUUGGCAAUAUUCGCUGCGCUCAAUUACCGAAAACAUCCAUCCAUUUGGCCGCGUUGGCAGCAGGCUGUUUCCCGAAAGAGAGCCACUGCUCCACACUCAGCGGUUAUCUAGUCAUUUGUGGCAUUUGUGAGACCACGUUUGGAGUGUGGUGUGUGUGACGUCGGGUGUCUGGGCGAUGUGAAAUUGUGAAGGGCUAGAACACUUACCCUCAAAAGGCUCUGGUGUUCCUUUCUCACCAUUAUCAGCAUCAUCGCUGCGCCGCUCCACUGGGAGUCCACCGUUUCAUCCUGCGCUCCCGUGACUCACCGUGUCCUGCUGUGGUCAGAUUACGAUGUUGUGUGACUUAUGGAACCUUUAUGAGCACAGCCGGUGUCCGGUUAAAACAAACAAACAAACAAGAACACAUGCAAACGAUUGCUAUUAAAACAAUAUACAUUGAACACGUCCAAACCACUUGCAUGUUGUUCUGAAUACACACAUAUAUAACCUGUUCAUGCAUGAUUUACACACACACACACACAGACACACACACAAUGGCCCCCAGCCAUGACUAAUCCAAUUCCAUAUCCAGUGUCUGUCUCCACAGCACUGUUGAAUUCGGUCUGUAACAUCUUAUUACCACUGAAAGACAUGAAACACUCAAGUGUCCCAUAUUUCCAUAGCAACAGUGAGUGUUGGGGCUGUGGUUACAUUCAUUAGCAUAAUAAUAAAAAAUAGAGAGAAUACUCUGGACAUGAAUUAUGAAUGUAGACAUUGCUCUG